AUGGCCAGUGAACUGACCCAGGAGUCGGUUCUGGACUUUUUGCAGGAGAGAGGAGGCAAAGCGACGAACGCGGAGUUGCUGGAGCAUUUUAAAGCCGUGCUGUCCGCGGAGGAGCCGCGGAGGAGGGCUGCUGUCCGGCAGGCUUUCAAAACUUACGUCGACCACGUCGCUUUCGUGAAAACCGAGCGAGGAGUCAAACACGUGCGCGUGAAGAAACGGUUCCGAGGCUCGACGUGCAGCGGAGCAGAGAGUCCGGGGGACGCGGCUCCGGUCCGACAGGUGAGCGGUGAUGACGCAGCUCCACGCGCUCCGACACCUGGCGCAGGUUCCGGAAACGAAAAGGCGAGAGUUCCGCGUUUUGUCGCAGCUGAGAGUCUGGCGGAGCGAACCGAGCAGAACCGAGCGCGGCUGGAGUUCGUUCGUCUCGUGGAGGACGUGGACUCGGCUGGGAUGGGGAACAGAGGGAGCGUCAAGAGACCCAGCAGGUCCGUAAAGGUGCAGCAGGGCGAACCUGCCAUACCAAAAAUCACAGUUGAUGAAGCUUUGCCUCUCCCUGAUGAGGAAGCUGCGUUGGACCUGCCCGGGCCUGAAGGAACUGGACUCGGUCCCAAAAAGAGACCGGUUGAGACGCCUGGCAGCCCGAAGGCGUCCAACGCCGUGGAUGAUGAGUCACGUGUGAGUUUGUCUGAGAGCGAGGGCAACGUCACGCCAACCCACAGCCGCAAACACUUCAUCCAGGUGAUGAUCAACAGCUCCCCGGAGGUGCGGCGCAGCGCAUCCCUGAGGAACUCCGUCCACCGGUCCUCCAGGCGCAACAGCGACUCCUCGUCCCAGGUUUCCACCGUUGUCGAAGACGACGGGAUGACCGUGACCCUCGACCCCGUGGAGCACGAGUGGAUGUUGUGCGCGUCGGAUGGCGAGUGGACCAGCCUGCGCCGCCUCCUCGCCGAGGAGCCUAGCCUCGUUCAGAAGAAGGACUUCGUGACUGGCUUCACCUGCCUCCACUGGGCCGCCAAGCAGGGCAAGCAUGAGCUGAUGGCGCUGAUCCUCCACUUCGCCAAGGAGCACAAGGUUCCCAUCAGCGUGGAUGUCCGGUCCAACAUGGGCUACACGCCGCUGCACGUCGCCGCCAUGCACAACCACAUGGAGGUGGUGAAGCUCCUGGUGGGGGCCUUCAACGCAGACGUGGAGGUCAGGGACUACAGUGGCAGGAAGGCCUGCCAGUACCUCGCCAACAGCGCCAGCGUGGACAUACAGGACAUCGUAGGGGCCUACAAGCACUCCGAGUCCGAGAACACCGACCGUAGGGGCGAAGGCCGUUGGAGGUUCUCCAAGGUUCUCCAGCCUAGCCUGAGGCCCCAGCUGCUCAACGACGACUCCCUGGAGGCGGCGGGCCAGCCCGGGGAGAAACCAAUACGAAGGAGGUCCUCGUUCAACGUGAUAAAGCCCAAAAUGCAGAAGCUUCGCCUGAGGGCGUCGCAGAUCGUCCACAGCGCGUCUUUCAACGACGGCGAUAACGUGGACGUCUUCAGGAGGGGGUCCUUCAAGUCCAGACCGCACACGCAUUUCUUCGGCUGAGUUCUUCCAGAACACGG
This is a messenger RNA of Nematolebias whitei (Rio pearlfish), 1595 nucleotides long. RefSeq names its product ankyrin repeat domain-containing protein SOWAHC-like. Bases 1 to 1578 code for a protein of 525 amino acids. The transcript has a single exon. The record is from RefSeq and is a predicted model, not a curated record. NCBI's taxonomy places the organism in Eukaryota, Metazoa, Chordata, Actinopteri, Cyprinodontiformes, Rivulidae. Gene Ontology annotation, molecular function: protein binding.